Messenger RNA from Linum tenue, 270 nucleotides. The record is from the annotation of a GenBank genome assembly. Lineage: Eukaryota; Viridiplantae; Streptophyta; Magnoliopsida; Malpighiales; Linaceae.
AUGGACAAGCUGAGGAAGAGUGAUGAUGCUGAUAAGAACGACAAGUCUGUUAUGGAUCUUGUGCUACUGCUGUUCGACACUGCGUUGCCGACCUCUAGGUUCAGUGUUGAGGGCACUUUGGCAACCAGGAUUCACAGGAUGUUGAAACUUGAGCUGAGCACUGAUGAGGAUGAUCUGGUUGGUGGUGAUGAGUCGGAGAUGCCUUCACUUGAGGAUGAUGGUGUUGUCGAAAUCACAGAUGGGUUUGGGACAGAUCAGAAUUUGCAGUAG